AUGCUUCUGGGUGCUGCGCGUGGUAUGCGCAUUCCAGCACACGGCGUGCGUGCCUUGAGCACGAGUGCAGCACGCGCACAGGCGCCAAGGCCGCCAAGGAUGGUACCUGUGUCGCAUGUGCGCGCAGGAACGCAGACGCCAAAGGAUCCACUCGACGUUGCGCGCCGCUUCCCUGACCACCCCUUGAUGCGAUUUUUCCAGCGCGUCCCGGUGGAAAUUGCGCGCGAGGGGACACAAGGCAAGCAUGCGGAUGAGCGCAAGACGAUCAUGCUCCCUGCUGCUGUCACUGAGAAUGAUCUCUCGCACGAAUACUCGUCGCGCUCAUGGCUCGCGUCGGAGUUGCGCCGCAAAAGCAGUGCCGAACUGCAUACGCUAUGGUAUAUCCUUAUAGUAGAGCGCAACAAGCUCGCAACGAGCUGGGAAGAACUGAAGCGCAAUAAUGCAGAGAACGCCGCGCGCAUGCUCGGUGAGAGUCUGUCACACCGCCACCACCGCGUGCGCAAGUCGAUGGCGCGCAUCAAGUUUGUGCUGAAUGAGCGCCGCAUGGCACUGGUCGAGGCGCAGCACAAUGCCCGCUCGGGGCCCGACACUGCGGCGUAUGACGACGAAGAUUUGUUCGAGUCAGAGGCGCUAUACCAUCCCCUCCAGAGUAUGCUGCCACAGAUUACCUUUGUGGCCAACGCGUGUCCGGACACGAGGCCUACGAUGUUGGAGGGUGUUUUAGCAUCCGUGCUAAACCGUUUCUUGGCGGCCUAUGUUGACGGCCUCAAUACGAGCCAACUCAAUGUCGGGAUCUGGAGUGGCGACGUGACGCUGAAAAACCUGAAACUGAAGCGUACCGCCCUGGAAAAGGUGAAUUUGCCGAUUGACGUGCGCGAAGGGUAUUUGGGCCAACUCACACUUUCAAUCCCAUGGUCGAACCUUAAAGGCAAGCCGGUGCGCGUGCUAGUUAAGAACGUCUCGCUCCUUGCCAGUCCCCGCGAUGCCAGUGGCGUGGUCGAUCCGGAAGCAGAGGAAGCGCGCGCGCAGGAACUCAAGCAAGAGCGGCUUGCCCAGGACGAGAUGCUUAGCAGCGGUAUGCCCGUCAAGAACGAUUCGGACCUGGAAAAAGCCGAAUCAUUCAUCAGCUCCCUAGUGACCAAGAUUGUGGACAAUGUGCAGGUCACGGUACAAAAUAUUCAUAUCCGGUACGAAGACGAUACUGCGAAUCCCGGUUCUCCAUUUGCCGUGGGCGUCACGCUCGCCGAGCUCAGUGCAGUUUCCACCGACGAGCACUGGGUGCCUGCGUUUGUGCACAACAGCGCGUACGGUAUCCACAAACUCGCUAAACUCGACUCGCUUUCCGUCUACUGGGACACAGACACCCAGUUCCUGGAGACUAGCAACGCAGAAGAGCUCCAGCUUAAGCUGAACGAGAUGAUCCCAACCAAAGACACGCAGCCGCCGCACCAGUACGUCUUGGAACCCGUCAGUGGUGCUGGGAAAUUGGUGAUCCGCAACCACGCGACCAAAGACGUGCCGGCGAUGGAUGCACAGCUGUCUUUCGAGCAGAUUGGAUUUACCCUGGACGAUGCGCAGUACUGUGACAUGCUCUACCUCGGCGACCUCUUCCACUUUUACAGCCGCCGCGCUCGCUACCUCAGCAUGCAUCCUGCCGACGCCGACCUUGAUGCAAACAAACCACGCGCCUUGUUCAAGUUUGCCAUCCGCGCGGUGCUUACCGAAGUGCACGAGCGCCACCGUAUCUGGACGUGGGACUUUUUCAAGAAGCGGCGCGACGAGCGCAAAAACUAUAUCAAGGCAUUUAUCGCGUCGCAGAAACACGCCUUGCCCGUCGGCGCCCAUGCAUCGCCCCUGGCAUCCACAGAGCUGGAGCACUUGGAGCGUGGGCUGGACUAUAGAGAUAUCCGCCGGUACCGCUCCCUCGCACGCCGCCAGCUGCGCGAGCAGGCGCCGCCUGCGCCCGACCCGGCCGAGGAAAAAGGCGCGCCUGCGCCGUCCCAGCCCUCGGGCGGGUGGUUUGGCUGGCUCUGGGGCGCCCCGGACCAGAGCAAAGGCGAGGAGCACCCCACACUCAACACCGAGCAGCGCAAAGAGCUGUACGACGCGAUCGAAUGGGACGAGGACACUGGCACUUCUCGUUUUUCCAAGCUGGACAACCUGCCAAAAGAAGCAGUAAAGGCCCAUGUCACUGCACGACUCGACCGCGGCUUUUUCAACAUCAAGGACCAUGCGCGCGAGAGCAAGAUUAUUUCGCUCGCCUUUGACACGCUUCAGGGCGAGAUGAGCCAGCGCCCUGAUAAUCUCGACGUAUCGUGCUCCCUCGGCGCGCUGCGCGUCUUGGACGGCACUUCUCACGACACCAAAUUUCCCCAGAUUGUGCAUGUCAAAGGCGACGACGAUGACGGGCGUACGGACGCAACCGAGAUGGAAAAGAUUAGCGACCCAGAAAACCCCCUCUUGUACAUCCUUUUUGAACACAACCCGCUGGAUGGGCGUGCAGACAAUGCGCUGACCUUGACGAUGCGUUCGCUCGAAGUGGUGUACCAUCGCAGCUACGUUGAGUCCAUCAUCCGUUUCUUUUCUCCCCCGGAACGCGAGAUGGAGUUGCUCGGGGCGUUGAUCGAUGCUGCGAGCGAGACUUUGGAAGGCAUCCGAAAAGAGACGAGGAUAGGCCUUGAAAACGUCCUUGAGACGCACAAGACGAUCGAUGUCUCGCUCGACGUCAAGGCCCCCAUCAUUGUGAUACCCGAAGACGUCACGUCGCGCGAUAGUCUAAUGCUCGUCCUCGACGCCGGGCACAUUGCCAUGCGCUCGCUCCUUGCCGAUCCCGAGACCAUGGACGCCAUCCGUGCGAAACACAACCGGCCGUACUCGGAACAAGACUACCGGCAGCUGGAAGACAUGAUGUACGAUCGGUACUUUAUCAAGCUCGAAGCGGCUCAGCUCGUGCUUGGGCGUGGCUACGAGGCAAACAUGAAGAGCAUCCAGCAGGACACGCCGCGGAUGGACAGGCACCUCUUGGAGCGCAUCAACCUCUCCUUUACCCUGCAAAUUUCCAUUGUACCCAGCGCGCCGACACUCACAAAGUGCAAGCUCAGCGGCAACUUGCCGAGCCUCAACGUGCACUUUUCCGACGCCAAGUACAGGACGCUGAUGCGCAUCAUCGACGCUUCCAUUCCCCGCCUGGACAAAGCGGUGCAGCGCACGCCCACAGACAUGCUUCUCGCCCAGCCGCGGCGUGUGCACGAAGAAGACGACGACGAUGUGCUCGACGACGAGAGCGAUACCAGCACGCACAGCUCCGACAACGAGCAGUACGCCACCAGCGUAUCGGAUGUGCGCCGCGCCUUGCAGAAGACGUUUGAGUUCGAGCUUGUGGUAGGAUGCGUCCAAGGCACGGUCAGCAAGUCUGGCGCGCCUGCGCAGUCUGACACGCUGCUAGUACAAGCCGUGUUCCGCAACUUUAGGCUGGGUGUGCAUGUGUAUCCUUCUGAGCUGCAAGUCAGCGUCAACCUCGGCUCGCUUGAUCUGGUAGACAAAAUCGUCGACCAAGCGCCGCAGUUUUGCCACAUGAUCACCUCGCGUCCAUUCGCCUCGCUGGACAAGACGAGCGAUGCGGAGACGGAUGCGGAUGACCACGACCUUGUCACGGUCCAGUACACAAACGUAUCGCCAGACUCGCCCAAUUUUAUGGAUAAGUACGACGGGGUGGACAGCUGCGUACUCGUCGAUCUGCACACGAUCAGCCUCAUGCUGACGCGCAAAACGGUCUUGACGGUGUACGACUGGAUCAUGAUGACGUUUGUGAGUGGCGACGCCGAGCACGACAAGGCGCCCGAGCCUGCUGCGCCCGCAUUGGAAGCGCCCGCGGCGCCGACGCAGGUAAAGUUCCGAGUGAAGGUGAAACUGGACUCUGUGCAGCUCCGCUUAAACGACGACGGUGUGCUGCUUAGCACGCUCACGCUCUCCACCGCUGACAUUGCGGUGCUCAUGCGCGAGAGCGGAACGCGCGUUGCGAUGCGCCUAGGCUCGCUCUCGCUUCGCGACGAGAUCCAACGCCAGCGUGCGGAUCCCGACUUUGCCAACUUGGUAUCGAUUGACGGCGGCGAGCUUGCCGACUUUGCCUUGGAGACCUUUACCAAAUCCGAUCCGCAUUAUCCGGGGUACGAUACUUCGUUCUGGCUGCGGUGCGGUGCAGUGAAGGCUGUGUUUGCGAGCGAUGCAAUCAGCGACUUGCUGGCCUACUUUGCCAAGUUUGCCAAGAUGAAGGCUGUGUACGAUGCAGCGACUACUGCAGCUUCUGCACAAGCGUCGCAGUUCCAAGCGAGUCAAGGACGGACGCGCUACGAUCUGCUUGUCAAGAGUCCCAUUCUGCUGGUGCCUUUGGACGUCGCGAAGCUCGAUAUGAUUACGGCGCAUUUGGGCGAGUUGUACUUGUAUAACCAGUUUACCAAGGUGAAGUUGGGGUACCAGACGACGCUUGAUGCGGGCCUUGGGCAGAUCCAGCUGGUAUCGCGCAUCGUUACCGAUGGGAAUGCUCACGAGUUGCAUAUGCUGGAGGAUGUACACCUCGGACUGCAUCUGGAAGAGAAUGAGGAUGUAGGGGAGAAUGGGGAUGCUCGAAAGGGGGAGACAGUCGCGUCGAAUGUGGAGUUGGACGUGGAUGUCGAGAAGACAAAGGCAUUGGUGGCGUCCAGGGCAGAGCCAACGGCAGCGUCAAGUACAGAUGCCAAGGUGGAUGCCACGGCGGAUGCUCAGCCGGAUUCCAAGGUGGAUGCUCAGCCGGAUGCCAAGGCGGAUGCCCAGCUCGAUGCUCACGCAGACUCCCAACCAGACGCCCACGCUGCCGACGCUGCCGACUCUCAUUCAAGCACUCCUACCUCUCCCUCUUCACCACCCCAGCAGCAUUUCAGUGCAACACUCUCCGAUGUCAACGUAAAGCUCACGCACGGGCAAUAUACCAUGCUCCUCGCUCUUGCUACCUCCAUUUCCCGUGCAUUCGCAAACCAAGACGCAUUCUCUGCCGAAGAAAUGCUCCCACCCCAAACCGAGCCACCCAAGCCAAGCGCGCCGCGCGCCUGCAUUGUUGGCGGCCAAUUCAGUGUCGACAACGUUGACGUGAACCUGUACGACACCAACGCAACAGACGAGGCGUCGCUAGCGUCGUGCCACCUAUUCCGUUUCUCGCUACACGAUAUCUUGCUCAAGAUGCACCAGCAUCCCCAGCAAGGCACCGAGGCCGAGUUUACUCUCUCGACCUUCUCCGUUGUCGACACACGCCCCAGCCGCGAGACGCAUUUCCGCGAGCUCAUUCCCGCGAUCUCGCACGAUGGCAAGCAGCUCAUGCUCAACUAUACUGUAUCGCUUGACAACCAAGCACUUGCGGUAAUCACCCUCGACAGCCCCAAGUUCAUCUUUUCUGUCGACCCCCUCUUUGCGCUCCUCCGCUUUUUUGCCGCGCCGAGCGAGGAGUUGCGCGAGCAUGCGCCUGCACCGACGGCCACCACGCGAGCGCGCACCGUUCCUGCGCCGCCUUCGCCCACGCCGCAGGCGUCCGAUCUUCCCGAGCAACGCACGCUCUUUUUCCGGAUCAAUGUUGUGGAGCCGCGCAUCCUUCUUCUCUCUGCGCCCGAGCGCGCCGACUCGGAGGCGAUUGUGCUGACCGUGCGCCAGCUUUUGCUCUCGCGCCAGACGGUGAUGGCCCUCUCUGUGACCGAAUUUGGUAUUUUUGUGUGGCGGAUGAAUGCGCCCAAAGACAAGCAACGCCUGCUUAACAAUACGGAUUUGUCGCUUUCCGUGGAUUCGCGCACGACGCCUGCAGGCCCUGUAAUGAGCAUCGAUUUGGACGUGGAUGCACUGCUCGUCCGUGUCACACGUUCGGAUGUCCAGCUCAUCACCUCGGUGAUCAACACGGCGAUUGCCAUGUCUGUGCAGGAAAAAGACACGUUGCCCGGGAGCGACAACGUGAUUCCCCAGCAGACUCUCUCUGGCACCAUCAGCGACACGGACACGCCCGCCACUACGCACAAGACGUCGCAGCACGAUUCCCAUGGCAAGCUGUUUGUCACGCGUGAAGAGCUGGCCGUGAGCGCAGGCGGCAUCCAAAUUAUGGUCAUCAGCGAAGCGCACAUGCUGCCGCUUAUCGAUGCGCGUGUGCAGCCGUUCCGGGUGUCGAUAGCGGACUGGUCUGCCGACCUGCGCGUCUACACGACGCUUCAAAUGUACAUCAACAACUACAACUUUGCGUCCAGCUACUGGGAGCCUCUGCUCGAGCCAUGGGAAAUGGAGCUGCGCUACGAGCGCUUCCUCUCUCCCUCCAGCAUCUCGUUCGUCGUCUCCUCCGCGAAGCGCAUGGAGGUGAAUGUGAGUGCCACGUUUUUGGAGACGAUGAACAACAUGGUCCAGCUUCUCGACAAGGACCGCCGGCUGCGCGACGAUAUGCGGCACAUGGCUCCUUUUCGGAUCCGCAACGUGACGGGGUACAGACUCAGCGUGUGGGCCGAGCCAGGCAGCCAAGGAGGCGCGGCGCUGCGCAAUGCGCAGCACAUUGACAACGGCACGGAAAUUCCGUGGGCGUUUGGCGACUGGAAAUCGCUCCGUGAGAACCCCACCGAGGCGUCCUCGAACAAGCUCGCGGUGCAUCUCGACGAGAUGCCUUGGGAGCGCCUGCGCCACUUGCAAGUCGAUCGCGAAGGCGAAUUUGUUCUGGCCUUGCGCCCAAAGCUCGAGCGCGUGAGCCACCGGCUCUUGUGCGAAAUCCGUUUGGAGAACAAUGUGAAGAUCAUCACCUUCCGCUCGACAUUCUCCCUGGUGAACCGGUGCCUGAUUCCCAUCCAGGUGGGCAUCCUCGACGACCACGGCAGCGUCAAAGACACGCUUCUCCACGUGCCGCCGGGCGAGGAUUCGUCGCUGCCGAUCCUCGAGGCGUACUAUUCCAAGAUCCGUAUCCGCCCAGCGCCCGGAUUAGGAUAUGCGUGGUCGAGCGAGGCGGUCGGAUGGCAGGAGCUCAUGUAUGCCUCGACGCACAAACUUGUCUGUGCUGCCGACGACACCAACGAAGCGCCUUUCCUCUUCCAGGGCUUUGCGGUGCGCGAUGUCAAAAGCGCCUCGAUGCGCAGCUAUCCCCGCGUGGUGCUUUCGCUGCGCGCGCCUGUCGAGAUCGAAAAUCUGCUCCCGCACGACGUGCAGUACCGCCUCUUUGACAAGAACUUGAACCACAACUGGUCGAGUUUCCUGCGCCUCGGCGGCCUUUCUCCGGUGCAUGUCGUCCAGCUGGACCACCUCCUGCUCCUCAGCAUCGACGUGGACGACACGCCCUUUUCCCCGAGCGAGUUCGCUGUGAUUGCGUCGGACAACCCCGACGAUUUCCAAGUCGAGCACGUUUUGCCGCUGGUCGACAAGGCGAACAACAAGCUCGAGCUCCGCCUGCACUACUACACCUACCCCGACUCGGGCGGCGCGUUCAAGGUCCAGAUCUACGCGCCGUACAUCUUUCUGAACCAGAGCCAGAUGCCCGUGCUCGUGCGCGAGCGCCUGUGGGCGUCGCACACCUCGCUCGUCGCGGGCCAAGCCACAGAGCGCGACGAGGAUGCGCUGGCGGCGUGCAAGCCGCUGCUCCUGUCGCGCUUCCAGGAGCGCAAGAGCCGUUUCUUGGUGCGUGCGGGCGACUCGGCGUGGUCCAAGCCGCUCUCUUUCGACGUGAUUGGCUCCGAAGUCGAGGUGAGCAUCCAGUCGACCAACGCCGACCGCGAGGCGCAUUUGGGCCUCGAUGUCGGCGAGGGAUUGGGCCACUUUAAGCUCUCCAAAGUCGUCAAGCUCACGCCGCGGUACAUGAUCCACAACCUCUUGCCCGAGAGCAUCCGCCUGUGCGAGGUGGGCGGCGGCGACUACGUGACCAUCGAGGCGUACAAGCUCCUUCCCCUCCACUGGCUCCACGUGAACUCGACCAAGCACGCGAUGGUGGCAUACGCGCGCAAAGCGAGCCCGUGGACCGCGCCGUUUAGCAUCGACAAUAUCGGCACCGUUUUCCUGCGCGCCGCGCGCCCCGACGCGGCGCAGCACCUGAUCCAGGUCGAGGCCCAGAUGGCCGGUGCGGCCAUCUUUGUGAAGAUCAAGCCGUGCGACGGCCCGUGGCCUUUUGUGCUGCGCAACGAGACCAACUUUACCAUCCACUUUGCGCAAACGGCCGCGCUGGGCGAGAGUACCCGGGGGCGCCGCGCGAUCGAAAACGAGCAAGGCGCGCACGCCGAGCUCAAGCGCUACGAGCUCAAGCCGCGGAGCAAGAUGAAGUACGCGUGGGACUACCCCGCGGACUCGGACAAGUUUAUCCGCCUGGAGAUCCACGGGCGCGAGCGCGUGGUGAAUAUUUUGGAGAUUGGAUCCUUGCUCCCGUUCCGCUUCCCGGUGGAAGGCAAAAGCAAUGCUGUCGUCUCGCUCGAUGUGCGCGCCGACGGCGAGUCCCAAACGCUCGUCAUUUCCAACUACUCCGAGUCGGCGAGCCGCUUCAAGAUUGCUUCGAGCACGACCAGGAGCGAGCUGCGCGAUCCGCGCGACACGGGCUUUGAAGCCGUCGACGUCGACACGCGCAUCCUCGCCUCGUACAAGAUUAUGCUCCAGGGCGUGGGCGUCAGCAUCAUCAGCGCCAAGGUCAGCGAGAUUGCGUACCUGACCUUUGAAGGCCUCGAGCUGGUCUACUCCGAGUCGGAAGUGACGACGGCGGUGAAUGUGAUCUGCAAGUGGAUCCAGAUCGACAACCAAAUGUACGAGAGCAUCUUCCCAGUGGUCCUCUACCCCACGGUCAUUCCAAAGGACGGCAAGGAGCUCGACGUGCACCCCGCGCUGGAAGCGAGUAUCAUCCGCUUGCGCGACGAAACGCACGGCGUACUGCACAUCAAGUAUGCCUCGGUCCUCCUCCAGGAGAUGACGGCGGAGAUGGACGAAAACUUCUUGUUUGCCGUGUACAAUUUCUACCGUGCGUCCUCUGCGACGAUGAAGCAAGCACUCCCGCCCACCAUGUACAUUGAAUACGCCGACCGCCUUUGCGAACCCGACGACGCUUUGGCGCGCACCGACGAGGCGUACAUCGAAAUCCUCCACCUGCAGCCCAUCGCGCUAAACCUCUCCUUUGUGUCGACGAACCGCGUGGAUGUGGACGAUACGGAGAGCUCACGCACCCUCUUUCUCUUCAUCUUCAACGCGCUCAUCAUGACGCUCGGCAAUGUCAACGACGCGCCGAUCCGCCUCAACGCGCUGGUGAUCGAGAACGUGCGCAUGAGCAUGACGGUACUGCAGCAGCGCGUCGCGUACCACUACGGCCAAGAGUUCCUCUUCCAGAUCCACCGCGUGCUGGGCUCGGCGGACUUUUUGGGCAACCCCGUGGGCCUGUUCAACAAUGUCAGCUCGGGCGUCGCAGACAUCUUUUACGAGCCGUACUAUGGGCUUGUGAUGCACGGGAAUAGAGAGCUUGGGUUCGGCAUUGCGCGCGGCGCGAGCAACUUUGUGAAAAAAACAGUGUUUGGCGUGACAGACAGCGUGUCGAAGCUCACCGGCUCGAUCAGCAAAGGCCUCACCGCCGUCACGAUGGACCCCGAGUACCAGAACCGCUGGCGCAUGUCGCACUUCCGCAACAAGCCACGGCACGCCCUUUAUGGCAUCGCCAGCGGCACCAAUUCCUUGUUCACCAGCGUCGCCAGCGGCAUCGAGGGUCUCGCACUCCGGCCCCUCGAGGGCGCAGAAGACGGCGGCACCGCUGGCUUUCUCCAAGGCAUCGGGCGGGGCCUUGUCGGCGCGGUGACCAAGCCCGCUGCGGGCUUCUUUGACAUGGCCAGCAGCAUCACCGAAGGCAUGCGAAAUACCAUGCUCGUCUUUGACCAGCACGAUAUCCACCGCAUCCGACUCCCGCGCUUUAUCCCGGGCGACAAGAUCGUGCGGCUUUACUCGCCACGCGAGGCGCUUGGCCAGAUGUGGCUUCGCCAACUGGACCAGUCGCGUCUCGCCCACGACCACUACGUUGCCCACGUCGAUAUCCCGGGGCCCCAUGGCGGCUCCACCGUCAUGAUCAGCGAACACCGUGUGCUAUUUAUCCGCACGACCAAGCUCAAAGUACUGUGGGAGGUGCUAUGGCCGGAUCUAUCUACCAUUUCUCUCGAGCCAAAUGGAAUCUCCCUUGUCUUGCGCGGCGGUGUCAUGGGACCGUUCUUGCCCAUCGCCGAAGCGAGCACGCGCGUUUGGCUCUUUAAGCAAAUCUCGGGCGUCGUGCAGCAGUACAAUGCCGCCCACGUGUAG
This is a messenger RNA of Malassezia vespertilionis, 10287 nucleotides long. RefSeq names its product Vacuolar protein sorting-associated protein 13 (gene VPS13). NCBI's taxonomy places the organism in Eukaryota, Fungi, Basidiomycota, Malasseziomycetes, Malasseziales, Malasseziaceae. Gene Ontology annotation, molecular function: structural constituent of ribosome. Gene Ontology annotation, cellular component: mitochondrial ribosome; extrinsic component of membrane. The record is from RefSeq and is a predicted model, not a curated record. The transcript is spliced from 3 exons. The coding region runs from base 1 to 10287 and encodes 3428 amino acids. Gene Ontology annotation, biological process: protein retention in Golgi apparatus; late endosome to vacuole transport; mitochondrion organization.